AUGGCUGUCCUCAAAGCUUUAUCAAAUGUGGGCAAUGGUUCAAGUGUCAGGAAUUUACGUUUUAUUAUAUUUGACUUAACAUCACAAACAAAUUUAUCACGCAAAGCGUCUGGUAAAAAAGAUUUAAAAUCGCAAUUUUUGCAAGGUGUCAAAACUUCGCAGUCUUGCGAUUUGAGUAGCAUAAUUAGGAUAUUUGGGAUACAGGCCUCUUCAUCAUUCAAUCCGUUUUGCGAAGACGAGGAUUCCGAGGCCUUAGCACCGCCGCCAACUACGUCGAAGUCAAAGAACUCAGAAGUCGAGACGCCUCCGACCACACCUACUGUUAAACGAAGAAAAACUAUUUUAGAAUCCGAGGAGGAAAGCAAACCCCUGCGCGCUGAGAAAUUAAGAAGUUUCCUAAGUCAGCGCGUCGCGUCGGGUUAUACAACUCAAUCCGAUCUCUCUAAACGAGGAAAUUAUUUUUUCGAGCUUCUUGUAUACAACGCUGACGAAGUAGAGAAGAUUCCUGCAACGCUGGAAACACGCAAUUUGCACGUUAAAACUUGCCAC
Messenger RNA from Brenthis ino (lesser marbled fritillary), 549 nucleotides. The record is from the annotation of a GenBank genome assembly. NCBI's taxonomy places the organism in Eukaryota, Metazoa, Arthropoda, Insecta, Lepidoptera, Nymphalidae.